UCCGCCCACUCCUCCACUCGCCACACCCCCCUUCCCUCGGUGGAACGAAGCCAGCCCUCGGUGGACCAACGCCCAUGGUGUGACGGAGUCAUGGUGAAAGGGCUGGAGAAAGGCGGCCUGGCGGUGCCCGCGUCCGACGCCGAAGGCGACGACGCCUCGGCGUCCUCGGACGCCAGCGGCGAGGCCAAGCGCCGGCGGCUCACCGUCGUGCGGGGGCAGAUCCCACUGGAGCUUGAAGAGCUCCUGACACAGCCCUUCUCGAAGGAAGAGCGCGACGUGAUCUUCACGUCCGUCGGCUUGACCACCGUGCCGCGGGCGCCCCCCUCGCAGCGGCCCAUCGCACUGUGGGUCUUUGGACCUCCAGCAGCGGGGAAGACCUCGGUGAGUGAUCAGGUCGAGGAAGAGUACUUCGGGUCAAAGAGCUCCGCGGUCAGCAUCGAUGGAAGUCAUGUGCGGAAUUCCCACACUGGUUUCCAGCGGGUGCUCAAACACGGUUUUGAGAACCAGAUGAUCCAUGCCGAUGCCUGGACCAAGCUCAAAGCCACGAAGUAUGUCGAGACAUUGAAAGAAGAGAUCUUCUUCAUGGCUGUGGAGAAUCGUCAAAAUAUCAAGAUAUGUGAUGCCGCGCAGAAGCUCGAGCGUGCUAAAAACAUGCUGAAGUCGCUCGAAGAUGCGGACUUUGAGUUGCACGCCAUGUGCUUGUGGGUUCCAGAGGUCGCCAUUCGCAAUCGUGGCCAGCACCGCACCGCCGAGAGUGGCCGCGUGAUGUGCUCCUCGUCGUACGCGAGCAGCACCGAAGCCACCUUAGCCUUUGCGAAGAACUGGGACGAAAAGAUUCGACAAGGUGAUGCGCGAUACAAGAGCUUGGUCCUCCUGGACAACACUCCGCGACGAGCUGUGCGCAUCUCCUUGGAGGAGUUUGAGGUGCGGACGCACUGGGCGGCGGAGGAAUCGGAAGAGCACUACCAGCGGCUUCGAGAGGACUGAGCAGGUCAUAGUCCUCGAGCUGCUCCUGUAUCAUUGGUCAGCGGCAUUUUCUCCUCGUGCCGACAGCCCGGUGAAGAAUCCAUG
Molecule: messenger RNA, 1071 nt
Organism: Durusdinium trenchii
Lineage: Eukaryota; Dinophyceae; Suessiales; Symbiodiniaceae
Source: the annotation of a GenBank genome assembly